Messenger RNA from Xyrichtys novacula (pearly razorfish), 1644 nucleotides. The record is from the annotation of a GenBank genome assembly. NCBI's taxonomy places the organism in Eukaryota, Metazoa, Chordata, Actinopteri, Labriformes, Labridae.
GGUCUUAUUUCACUGUAACACCUGCUUCUUUCAAGCCCUGCGAUGCAGCUCAUCAAACCCCAAGUGGUAGACCAAUUUACUUUGCUUUUCAUACCUUUAAAUCUUUCCCCUUUCCAAAAUUACUCGAUCUGAAUGUGUAUUGUCUGUGGUCCGUGAUAUUUCGGAAUGGCUGAAAGCUGAUUUUGUCGUUGGUUCUUGUCAGGCGAUAGCAGAUGACACAGAGGAUGUUGAGCUGGACUCAACUGCUGACGAGCAGGAGGGGGCGCAGGCGAGCUCUGUCAUAAGGUGCGCUGCAAAAUGUGUGCCUUGGGAACGUAAACCUCUCUUCUUUCUCAGUGACACUUUUGCUUUUACUUACAAUAAGAAUAUGAACCAAUGGGAGAUUUCUAUGUCUUAAUUAUAUAAACUGUGAUUUUAUAUAGUUUGACAUGUUUGUACGUUCUGAAAAUACAAGCUUGUCUGAGUAAUAAAAGUGUUACUACUCUGUAUAUUGUGUAUAUUGAAAUCUGAUGAUUUUAUUGCUUCAUCUCCUUUUACUUGUCUUGAAUUUCAGACAUCCCUUAGCUUCCUUUUUCCACCUGUUCUUCAGGGUGGUUGCUAUUGUCAUCUAUUUGUUCUGUGACUGGAUCAGUGAGAAUUUUUCCUCAUGUUUUGUCUUGAUCAUCACUCUGCUUUCUUUUGACUUCUGGUCUGUCAAGGUGAGAGGUCACAGAGGUCAGCUACUAAUUAUUUACUUGGCAAAGCCUCAGUCCUAGUUUACCCUUUAGUUAUAGGUAUCUUUCACUUCAUGUGUUUUUAGCUCAUUACUGUUUGGUGUUACAGAAUGUGACCGGCAGGCUGCUGGUUGGGCUGCGCUGGUGGAAUCAGAUUGAUGAGGAUGGGAAGAGCUUCUGGGUGUUUGAGGCCAAAAAAGUAAGAUAUUGUCAUUACAGACCACCUUUGGAAUAUUUUGGGGGUAUUAAUUUAAGCUGCAUUUCUGUGUGUGUGUGUGUGUGUGUGUGUGUGUGUGUGUGUGUGUGUGUGUGUGUGUGUGUGUGUGUGUGUGUGCGUGUGCGUGCACACGCGUGCAGACCUCACAGGGCAAAAAUACUGGGACAGAGACAGAGGCGAGGAUAUUCUGGUUGGGUCUCAUCAUCUGUCCUCUUAUAUGGACGUUAUUCUUCUUCUCCUCUCUCUUUUCUAUGAAGAUUAAAUGGCUGGUGAGACAUGUUUGAAUUGGUGCAUGCUUUGCGUACACAUAGAAUGAGGUACAGAACACAAUGUCCUUCUUAAAUCCAUGUCUGUUCUCCUCCUAGUCACUUGUGGUGGCCAGUUUUUCCCUCCAAGUGGCAAAUCUCUAUGGUUACCUACGCUGCAAGGCUGUGGAAAAGGACGACCAGCCUCCAGAUACUCACUCCUUCACAGGACAGCAGUUCCUGCAACGUGUGAGUGACUGACCGCAGUGUUUAGCGUCUACAUUUUAUCCUGAUAUUCUGUUGUUCAUUCAGGUUCACCAACAACCAAUCCUUUUGCCCUUACAGCCUGAUAUCAUCUUUGGAAUACUUUGAAGAUCUAACUGGACUUGAAAGGCUGUGUUUUCCCCGUUGACACAUGUUAUCCAGAUCUGUCUGUCAAUAAAUUAUUAAAAAUAAGGUUAUUAUAGAA